This is a messenger RNA of Siniperca chuatsi (mandarin fish), 4672 nucleotides long. RefSeq names its product cadherin-related family member 5-like. NCBI's taxonomy places the organism in Eukaryota, Metazoa, Chordata, Actinopteri, Centrarchiformes, Sinipercidae. The transcript has 15 exons. Gene Ontology annotation, cellular component: catenin complex; adherens junction; membrane. Gene Ontology annotation, biological process: cell-cell junction assembly; homophilic cell-cell adhesion; calcium-dependent cell-cell adhesion. The record is from RefSeq and is a predicted model, not a curated record. Gene Ontology annotation, molecular function: cadherin binding; calcium ion binding. Bases 69 to 2552 code for a protein of 827 amino acids.
AUAAAGCCAAGCAGAUAAGCAGAAAACAGUGACAGACGAGGAUCAGUUCAGACAGGACAGACGGAGACAUGGACAGGAUUCAUCCACACUUCACUGUGAGGACGUCCUUCAGCUUUUUACUUCUGAUUCUGCUUCAACCGUCCACUGAGGCCCAGAACAUCUGUUCUGCUCCUUCACCUGUGGAGUUUGCAGAAAACAACAGCGUGGGUGACGUUGUGGCGGUGAUUACUGUCCAACCAGGAGUGACCAUCAAGUUCAGUCCUCCCCCUGCAAACCCCGACAACCCCUUCAGGCUCGAAGGAAACAACCUGAUAGCUGAAAGGGUGUUGGACUAUGAGACUGUAAAAAAUCACGUAGCCUCUGUCACCUGCACUGAAACAGCCACAGGCCUCCAGUUGGGCAUCAGCAUUAUCGUACUUGUCACCAAUGUGAAUGAUAACCCUCCAGUCUUUGAUCGGAACCCCUACGAUGUCAGUGUCAAUGAGAUGUCUCCUGUAGGCACAACUGUGGGCCGCUUCUUUGCCACGGACUUAGACGAGCAAGCGAUCUACUACACACUGACGCCUGAAUCUAAUGGCUUUAAACUGAAGUCACCCACCAACCCAGAUCUCCUCGUUGAGACACCUCUCGACUACGACAAAGUAAAAAAUGUCCAACUGAUAUUAUACGCUCAGGACACCCCAUUGGCACUGGCCAAUAGCAAGGCUUCGUUCACUGCCAACACCACCAUCAUGGUCACCAUCUUAGACGUGGACAACAGACCGCCGUGGUUCCAGCCCUGCACCAAGCACGAGAUGGGGGGGGCUUUGAUCUGCCAGAGCGCCGGCUACACCAGCAAGGUCAUCUUAAACGAACAAGAGACCGGAGUGUUACCACUGAAACCAGGACCGCUUUACGCCAUUGACGGAGACUCUGGGAUAAAUGAGGAGAUAAUGUACUCGUUCCUGAGCGGAAAUGGUGACGGUCUGUUUGAGAUCGGCCCGAACACGGGGAACAUCAGCAUGCUGAAGCCAGCCGACGUAUUGGGGACGAUCAGUCUGACAGUGCUGGCUGCUCAGAAGAGGAACAGUUAUCAGUUUGCCACCACCACCGUCACAGUCAGCGUUCAGGUGAAGAGUCUCCACCGUCCAAAGUUUCAGAGGCCUCAGUACGAAGGCAUCAUCACUGCAGUGGGUACCAUGGCGAUGGACCCGAAGAACAAGGACGAGCCGCUGCGGAUUGUCGCCACAGAUGAUGACUACGCUGCUACUGGGGGUCUAAAUCCUCACAUCACUUACUACAUUAAUGGGAGCAGUGAUUUCUCCAUCCUUGACGGCUAUCUGUUCAUGACUAAGGAUCUCCCAGAGGCCACAUUAUCUCUGCAAGUGGUGGCAACAGACAAGACUAACGAAGAAUCAGCUACAGCUCAGCUCGUAGUGGAGGUGACAUCAGGUCUCACCACCACCAGUUUGCCUCUGAGCACCACAGACAGUAUGACCACGACGUCCAUGGGGGAAUCCACCACCAACAGCAAGACCACUGAAGAUAUCGUAUCCACCACAAACCCAAGUACGUCCACUGCCAGCACCGUCUCAAGUACCAUCCCCAGCACAACCAGUGAAAACAUCAUCUCCACCACUAACUCCAGUAUGUCCACUGAAGGCAGUGUUUCAACCACUAAUCCCGGUAUGACCAGUGAAGGCAGCAUUUCCACCACUAAUCCCAGUUUGACCAGUGAAGGCAGCAUUUCCACCAUUAAUCCCAGUUUGACCAGUGAAGGCAGCAUUUCCACCACUAAUCCCAGUUUGACCAGUGAAGAAAGCAUCUCCACAGCCAGCACAGCUCACUCUCACACAGUGAUCAUACCGUCGGGUGGCUAUGGGCCAGCGGACAUGGCAGCGCUCGGUGCGACCCUGGGUGUCCUGCUGUUCAUCUGUCUGGUGGUCAUCGGAGUGCUUGCCUUUUGCUUUUGGAGAGAGAAAGCAGACUGGAGAAAGAUUUACGAAGCCAGCAUGUUCCAAAGCUCUCUGGGUCAAAGCUCAGGCGGUCAUAAGGAGGUCACCGAGUACACCAAUGAUUCCUUCCAGAACGAUGAAGAUGGAGACAGCACUGGCUCUGGUGGUCCAGAGGGGGUAAGUGUAACGGAUGGUGGAGAGCCACGGAAAGCGGCAAGGGACAUUCCGCUCUAUCAGGCCAUUGUGAAGUCUUCGGUGCCACUGCAUGACGACACCAGCGAAGCAGGCUCGGACAAGGCCGACAACGAGAAGGAGGUGAAACCCAUCCUGACCAAGGAGAGACGCAUGGACGAGGGAUACAAGUCAGUCUGGUUUAAGGAGGACAUCGACCCUGACGCCAAGGAGGAGGUGGUCAUUAUCCCAGACAGCAGAGAGGACGACAGCGAGGAGGAAGACGAGGAAGAGUCAUCCAGCAGCAGAGAGGAGGAUGAAAACGACAACCCACGGAUAAAAAAGGUUUUCUUUAACGAUGCCGAUCUGGACAGUGGACUUGGCGUGAAGAUGGAGGAUCCAGCGGAGGACUCAGAUGGUGACGCAGUGUUGACCGUUGAUCUGUGAGAGGUGCCAAAAGGAAAGACAAGAAAAAGAACACACCCAUAGUAAAAUCUAAUGAAUUUAUCAGCAUUCAGUCCUGCAAACACUCGGCCUUAUCAGUCCAUUACAGAGGACCAGUGACACAGAACCAGGACUGAACACACCUUAUGGAAAGAUAAAAACAAGUAAAUAAAGAUCUGAAUUAAUUUAAUUCAUAAACCUCAACCUUGUGUGUCAACAUUAGAUUUUAAGUAAAUUGAACCUUUUACGGCUUUUAUUCUUUAUGUAAAUACUUCAUGGGUCAUAAUUAACAGUGUAACCUGAUUAAGGAUAUGUUCGUGUAUAAAAGGAGUUUGAGGCUGCUGAGAUCGGUGUAGUGGAAAUGCCGGAAUGACCAACGUUUUUGUGGAUCCCCAGUGGUCUCUGCUAGUAUUGCAGGGGGUCUGUGGAAGAUUUUUGAAAUAAAUAGGCAUCCAUGAGUUUUAUAUUAAUAUAAUAGAUGGUAACAGCAGGAGGUAUCAGCUCUCACUGUAUUUAAACACUGGUUAUGUUCAUCUUUCUUUUAAAUAAUUAGGUUUGUUUAGUCUUUUAGCCUUUCCCUCUAGUUUUGUAACACUUAUAUUUUGCAGUAGAGCUACUAGUAAACAUGGUUUGAAACGGAAAAGUCUGGGAAAUGAACCUAACUUACCAGAGUUACUAAUAUUUUGGGUUAAUUAUUUACUGGUUGUGUCGGUUGCUUAGUGCUGACAGAUGAAUACAUCAUGUUGUGUAAAACUAGAAAUGUAGAGAGAGAAACAUCAGGUGAUUAAACAGAAACAUCUGCUUUUGCUGUCUGUGAUAAUAAAACCAUCCCUGCUGAUACUGAAGACUGUAAAACAUUACGACUGAAACAAACUCUGAACUUCCAUUUAAUAAUCCACAGCAGUUAUCAGAAACGUUCGUCAGCAGAUGAACUGAAAGAAUUAACGCUUGUGUUGAAAACUGUAAAUAAGUCUGUUGUUUGUCUCAAACCAAGAUGAAGAAAAUAUUGUAUAUUAAUAAUAAUAAUAAUAAUAAUAAUAAACCUUAAAACUGAGGAAUAAGGUAGUUUAAAAUUCCUGUCUUCCAACUUUUGAUUGUUUAGUCAUCUAAAAAAAUAACAACUUAAUGAGGCCAACUUUCCUUCUGAAACCACAGAGGAAGAAUCCAACCUCCUGGUGGUGAUACCAACAGGCUGAAGCAGGUACUGCAGAGAAACAACAACGGGAGACUGAGUUGUUUGACAUUUGAUUUUACUCAAAUAAAAAAAAAAAAAGUACAUCACAUUUUAACAACAGAAAUCAUUCAUUUCAUUUAAAAAAUUACACCUGUUUGUACAAUGACACAAUUUUAUAAAACCAUUAAAUCCGAAAAGACACAACAGGUCGACAGAGAAAAGUUCACAGCGUUAACUUUACAGAACGGAAACAAAACCUGAGAAACCACAAACAAACUCAGGACGAUUAGGAGUUAGGAAAGGCGUAAAACAAAAAAUGCUGAAUGAGGCAACAUGGCGUUAAACAACUGGCAUCAAUAUAGCAAAAAAUUAAACAGUUCAAACUUUUUUUUAAUAAGAAACAAAAUGAAAAACUACAAAAGACAAAAGAUUUGGCAACGAAAGAGCUUUGUGAGGCCCGAUCGCACCAAUGAGAAAGAUCCAUCAAAACUGCGUGUUUGAAUAAACAAAAAUGUGUUACUGGCUCGAGGAGGAAACAAACUGCUUUCCUUUAUGCUGGAUGUUUAAUGUGCAGGUUAGAAAAAAAAAGGUCAAAUUUGUAAGUUUUCAUUGAAAUGGCGUGAAUUUGAUGUGAAAUAAAAGUGAUAAAUGCUGGUAUGUUAGUACAUGCGGUACAAAAACUACAUUUACAGACCGGUGGUGACUGGCAGAAACACACUAUUUUAAAAUCUACAUAGCUGCACUUUAGCUGGCUAGCAAACACUUAAUCAGGCUGAAAAAUUUUGUGUCAAACUUAAAAAGCCUGACAGGUGUUAUGGAGAAAAAUUAGCUAGGGUUAGAAAAAAAGCUAGUUAAAUAGAAGCUAAACGUAUCCGGAAAAAAUGUCAAUAUUUCAGCUUUUUUUAAGCCUCUUAGCUUAUUGGCUAUGAAAGAAAAAACUUGCAUUUCA